Messenger RNA from Neoarthrinium moseri, 819 nucleotides. RefSeq lists its product as uncharacterized. The record is from RefSeq and is a predicted model, not a curated record. The transcript has a single exon. The coding region runs from base 1 to 819 and encodes 272 amino acids. NCBI's taxonomy places the organism in Eukaryota, Fungi, Ascomycota, Sordariomycetes, Amphisphaeriales, Apiosporaceae. Gene Ontology annotation, molecular function: FAD binding.
AUGGAGCCGUCUAGUUCUCACUUCCUCUCUGGCAAGUCCAUCAUCAUCGCCGGCGCCGGCAUGGCCGGGCUGAGCUUUGUUGCCGCCUUACACAAGCACUGGGACAGUCGUCUUCCACCGCCUCGGGUUAGCAUCUACGAGCGUGAUACCGAGGAAGUAAGUGUGGGCCGGGAAGGCUACUCGCUGUCCAUAAACGGCAUCGACAAGGACGGUGGUUUAUAUACUCUUAUGCAGCUGGGACUGCUGGACCGAACCCUCGCCCACGCCAUCAUUGGCAUGGAGGGUACGGGGUGCUUCAAAGUAUGGACCGAGGACUGGAAGGAACUCAUCAGCAUCCGCCAGAAGCCCGUCAAGGGUCUGCCAACUUCGACAAUCCGCAUAGCCAGGAAGAAUCUCCGGCGGAUUUUGGUUGACACAGUGUCCGAGGUCACCCAGAUCGAAUGGGGCGAAUCCUGUGUCUCUGCCACUCGGCUGGAAGACAACCGCGUGCGAGUCCAGAUAGUCGACUCGGUCACGGGCGAGACCCAUGACGAAGAAUGCGACCUCCUCAUCGCAGCUGACGGCUCCUCCAGCAAGAUUCGUGCUGCUCUUCGUCCGGACGAUAAGCUGCAGUACGCUGGUGCAGUUCAGAUGGGUGGGCUCGCGCGAUUCGACGGGCCUCUCCCUCCCCCUGUUGACCUCAACUGGGGUGGAGUCCUCACCAAAAGCGGUUCCUUCGUUUUCUUCUCUCCUGUUUCCAAGAGCGAGAUUGUGUGGGCCCUCAGCGUGCGUGAGAAGCAGCCAAGGGGUCCUUUCAACAAUAAGGACCUCACCCAGUAG